AUGAAACGCGAGGAAGACGGCUUGGAUAAGCCCUGCCUCUUCAAGUGGAGCCCUUCAGAUCUUAUCCUAUGUCUCUGUUCUGCUAAUAGUAGGGAGAUGAAGGAAGCACUGGUUGCUGAGCUGCAGGGUCCAGCACCUUGCUAUGAACCUGAUUUUCCCGGCCUGUUUCCUGUACACAGCAUGGACCUGAUUGAGCUCUGGCUGGCAGCCAAAACUACGCUGUACAGUACCCUCCUGGAUAGGUAUGGACCACUGCUGGAUGUUGGCAGUCAGUACAAGAUACUCCCUCGCUUCCAGUUUACUACCCUCUCCCCUUACUGGCAACCACAGAACCAGAACCAGAAUCAGAACCGGCCGAGACCUGCUUUGAUUGAGCUGUCUGCCAGAGUUUCUGGCGCCCCUGUGUUAACGGUCAUGCUCGAGACCAAAGUCACCUAUCACAGUGUACUGGGCAACGCAACCGCGGGGCCUAUGAUGUUCUAUACUGGGGCUGCCAUACACUGGACGAUGCUCGGUUUCUUCGUGGCCGAACCGUCAAACAGGCUGGGAGAAGUCUGGUCAAAUGCCUUCUUUCAGCAACAAGGCUUGAUGGUGCGGUUAUUUUCGUACGAGUAUGACUCAGUUGACACUUUCAGCACUGGUUUCGGGCGCGUCUCUGGGGAGGCGGAUGGCCUAUUGAACCACAUCAGCACUGUCCGGCCAAAGGCUGCCUUGGUGAACGCGUCUCAAAAUGGUCAUUAUGCUGAAAUCAAAUCUGCCACGAACUUAGACUCCCAAAUAUCAAGGUUCACGCUGCCUCCUCCGUACAAGGAAGGUGACGUUUGUAGGGCGAAGCUUACGAGGGUCAGGAUGAAUGCCCUCCCAACGGAGAUAAUUGCAAUUAUCGCCGGCUACCUACCAAACAGUGGCAUCAAGACCCUGCGUCUCACAUGCAGAACCCUCUGCAACACCGUCCGCCUCCGUCUAGACCGCGUCUUCCUCUCCGCAAACCCGCUCAACAUCGCCGUCUUUCGCGCCAUCGCCGAUAGCGAAACAUUCCGCCACGGAAUCAAGGAGAUAAUCUGGGACGAUGCCCGGUUUCUCCAAGUCCCAUACGGAGAGUUCCACAUUGCCGAUUCCCGCGAGGAUCUCCGGAUAGAUAAGGAGAGCGGAUGUCUUCAAUGGUUCGUCGACGCAUGUAAAAAGAAUAGGGAGGAUCUACAGAUGCGCAAGUUCGCACAUCUGGACAGGGGCAAAAUGCCCAAACAGAUCGUUGUUGCAGAGGAGCAAGCAGCCACUGAGCUGCCUCUGUGGAUUUGCUGGCAGUAUUACCAGAAUCUACUGCAACAGCAGGAGGAGGUUAUUGUCUUUAACAAGGACGCUCAGGCGCUGGAAUAUGGACUUCGCCGGUUUCCGGCGCUCAAGAGGGUUACUGUUACGCCUGCGGCGCAUGGAUGGAUUUUCACUCCGUUGUACGAGACGCCUAUGAUUCGCGCGUUCCCCAGGGGGUUUAAUUACCCCAUCCCACGCGGUUGGCCCAGCGUCUCCAGUAGCGGGACGUACAGGCCCAGAGCGCAGCCGUGGGAGGACGAAGCUACCAAAAAGGACUAUCGCGGGUUUGGCAUCAUAACGCGUGCCCUGGCUUCGUAUACAAAGCAUCAAGUCUCAGAACUGAUAAUAGACGCCCACGCCCUUGACACAGGCCUAAACUGCCGUGUUUUCGAAGAGCCAAAUCCCGAAUACGACGAUUUAGUGACGAUCCUCCGCCGACCUGGCUUCACCCGCCUUGACCUAUCCCUUUCAGUCCGCGGCCAGGAGUGGACAGGUUGGCCCUGUUUCCGCAACGGCUACCUCCGCCGCGCCCUUGCCGAAGCCCACGACCUCAAACACAUCGCCCUAUCCACAGACGUCGAGGAGGACCCAGCAUCCGAUACCACUGUUCCAGAAACCGGCGGUGGUCGCGCACAACUCGUUUCCCUACGCACAAUCCUCCCCACGGAAAAAUGGCACUCGCUCCGCUACUUCAGCCUUUCAAACUUCCUCGUUGAUAAAAAUGACAUUAUCGCCAUCCUUUCCUCCCUCCCGCCCACCCUCCGCUUCGUCCACAUUGGCUUCCUCUACUUCGUUGACCAUGGUGGCUCAUACCGCGAACUCCUUGAGGAUAUGCGUGAUCAACUCGACUGGCGCAGCCGCGACCCUACCAUCCGUCCAGUUGUUUCUGUGGCGAAGCCUACCAUGUAUAUCCAGAUCGGGCAUGCGAUCUGGCUUGAUGGCGAGGUUAGUCAGUUUCUUUACGGGGAUGGGCCGAAUCCGUUUUAUAACGGGGGUGAUGCGGUGGGUGAGGUUGGGGUUGUGAGGGAUGCGUUUAUGGAUGGGGUUGAGUGGAGGAAUCGGGGAUAUUAA
This is a messenger RNA of Aspergillus nidulans FGSC A4, 2382 nucleotides long. RefSeq lists its product as uncharacterized. The transcript is spliced from 9 exons. The record is from RefSeq and is a predicted model, not a curated record. The coding region runs from base 1 to 2382 and encodes 793 amino acids. NCBI's taxonomy places the organism in Eukaryota, Fungi, Ascomycota, Eurotiomycetes, Eurotiales, Aspergillaceae.